This is a messenger RNA of Malus domestica (apple), 974 nucleotides long. Its product is annotated as squamosa promoter-binding protein 1. Gene Ontology annotation, molecular function: DNA binding. NCBI's taxonomy places the organism in Eukaryota, Viridiplantae, Streptophyta, Magnoliopsida, Rosales, Rosaceae. Gene Ontology annotation, cellular component: nucleus. The record is from RefSeq and is a predicted model, not a curated record.
AGCUUGUGUUUGUGGUCCUCUUCCACUUUUUCACCUAUUAAUUCCUUACACUUUAUCCACCUUCAUAACUCCACCCAGUUUCCCCCCUUCUUAAUAACGCUCAACCAUUCUCCAUUUCCACCAAAACCUCAUUGUAAAUUCUGAUACGUAGACUUCCUUAACAAUGGAGGGCAAAAAUUUUGAAGGAAGGCAAACAUGGAAAGAGAAAUCGAAGAAAGAUGUUGAGGAAGUAGAGGAUGACUACUCGGACGAAGAAGAGACUGGUGGCGGUGGUGGAGGGUUGAUGCUGAGAUUUGAAGAAAAUGAGAGGCAGAAGAAAGCUGCUGCAGCUGGAAGAAGAGGAUCUGGUGGUGGAGGUGGAGGUGGGGUUUCACAGCCAUCUUGUCAAGCGGAAAGGUGCGGGGCUGAUUUGGUUGAUGCAAAGAGGUACCACCGCCGGCAUAAGGUUUGUGAGUUUCAUUCGAAGGCAGCUGUUGUGAUUGUUUCCGGGACUCGACAGCGGUUUUGUCAGCAAUGCAGCAGGUUCCAUGAGCUAAUCGAAUUUGAUGAAGCAAAGAGAAGCUGUCGCAGGCGUCUGGCAGGACACAAUGAGCGACGCCGCAAGAGCUCAGGCGAACCUUAUGGAGAAAGCUCAAGCCGGAGAGUGGUUGGUCACCAAUACAAAGAAAGUCAGACUAGAUAUCAGAUCACGCCCCCAGGAAACUCUUCCUCCAAGCAUUGUCAGAUCAGAUAAGGCCAUGCAUCUUGUGAUCUGCUCUCUACAUGCUCUCUCUCUUCUGUCAUCCGUGGCUUUGUUUCUAGGCCAUUACAUAUGUGAGCUUCUAAAGCUAUUCUGGUGUAUGGUUAUGUAGUUUCGACUUGUGUUAAAACUAAUCCUUAACACUAUUCUGGAUGUUUCAAUAAGACAAUUGGGAAUGUUUAUGUAGGAAGCACCUAUGAUAUUAAUAAUACAGAAACGCAUAUGCUCAUAACUA